AUGACCGACCCAAGGAAACAGGAAGCAGCCGGACAUUCCGCUGUAGGAGCGAAGCUCCGCAACCACGACUCGUGCCCGGAACGCCUCGGGACUGCCAUGAACGAAGUGCUCCGGGCCAUACUCCAACUGCAGGGGUCGCCAGUUUGUCCGGCAGACAGGAACUAUGACGUUGGCAACAGAGAAUUCCUGGCUGUCAAGAUGGCGCUGGAGGAGUGGAGGCAUUGGCUGGAAGGCGCAGAACAGCCCUUCGUGGUCUGGACCGACCAUAAAAAUGUGGAAUAUCUCUGUACAACCAAGCGCCUUAACUCCAGGCAGGCCAGAACAAGACUCCACGGCAAGCUCCUUCUGGCCUCCUACAGCCACUACCUGUCCAUCAUCGUCCCUGUGUCAGUGUCAGGGCAGAAAUUGGACCAGGAGAUUUCAUGGACUAGGAAAAAGGGAGAGGUGGUCUCCUUCAGCUGCAAAGACUAUGACCGGUGUGGAACGUAUGUCCACUGGUACCAGAAGAAAGAGGGAGAAACUUUUACCUUGAUUCUUAUCAUCAAAAAGGAUGACUGCGGAGUCUAUGGAAAUUUCGACCAUCCUCAAGAAGAUGAUUUCUCAGCCAUGAGAAAGAAGAACACCUGUGAUCUGAAGAUCCAGUCAGUUAAAGUGUCCCAUUCUGCCACCUACUACUGUGCCUGCUGGGGAAUUUUCACUGUGUAUGGUUAUGUAUUUGGCUCUGGUACGAGACUUUAUGUGACAGACAAUCACGUACGUAAACCCAAAGUGACGGUCUACCCAGCGUCCAACCCUGAGUCGAAUGGGAAGACCACACUGCUAUGUCUGGCUAGAGACAUGUUUCCAGACUUGGUCAAGAUCUCAUGGAAGAUGGAGGAUGAAUACGGCCAAACAGUGGAGGUGUCCAAAGCAGAGACGGAACAGCUGGAGCAGAGGGAGGAAGGACGGACGACCAGUAUGAUCAUCAUUGAUCAAGAGAAUGCGUGCAAGAACAAAUACAGAUGUUAUGUGGAGCAUGAAGGGGACACUCACGAUGUUGACAUGCUAAAAGAUCCCUUCUUCGUCAUGUGCAGUCUGAACCUGGCCUCUCUGGUUUAUACAGUGAUGAUAGUGAAGAGCAUGGUGUACUGCUGUGGGCUCUCUCUCCUGCUGCACCACAGGAAGAUGAGGAAGUGGACACAACACCUGUAGAGAGGAUACCCCCCAGUAUGGAUAAAGAUGUAGUAGGCUGGG
This is a messenger RNA of Salvelinus fontinalis (brook trout), 1233 nucleotides long. RefSeq lists its product as uncharacterized. The record is from RefSeq and is a predicted model, not a curated record. The transcript has 7 exons. The coding region runs from base 1 to 1191 and encodes 396 amino acids. NCBI's taxonomy places the organism in Eukaryota, Metazoa, Chordata, Actinopteri, Salmoniformes, Salmonidae.